Messenger RNA from Trypanosoma cruzi, 1098 nucleotides. RefSeq lists its product as uncharacterized. The transcript has a single exon. Lineage: Eukaryota; Euglenozoa; Kinetoplastea; Trypanosomatida; Trypanosomatidae. Bases 1 to 1098 code for a protein of 365 amino acids. The record is from RefSeq and is a predicted model, not a curated record.
AUGGCCGGUGCAUCCACCGCCCUUGAAAAUGUUGACGAGGCACUCGAGGCGAAUCGUCGGCUUCAGAAGAAGUUGAGGCGGAUGAUUCGGCAGUUGUGUGAGGCACACGAUCGGUUUUCAGCCCUUCGUGUGACGCUAUGCAUGCCGCCUUCUUCUCCCAGAAGGCGGCAGCGUCUUUCCGGGAAACGCGACCGCGUUCAUAGCGCUCCGGUGACGUAUUAUUUUAAUGAUCGCCUGCCAAGCAGCUCGUCUUUUGCUCCGUUCCGCCAUGCCGGUGUUUAUGCGGAGGGUGGUAUUCCCCGGUACGCACCACUUCCAUUGACGGCGGAUGAGGUGCGCUGGAAGGAGGCCAGCGAAACAUUUUCUCCGCUACGGCAUGAUGUACUCAACGCAACAAUGCGUGUUAAAUUUUCAGGGAAAAAAGAGGAAGGGGAUGAUGAUAUUGUGAAUGAUUAUGAAUUCAUAGCGGCUGUGCGUGGCUACAUUGGAAACCCAUGUGGUGCAACCUUCUGGAAGGCGUUGGACGGGCACGGACGUCCACAGUUUGACAUUGCUAGCAGGUACGUUGCGCUGAGAAUCCUCAAGAAGACAAAUUCUGUCCCAUCACAUUAUGAGGCAUACCAACUUAGCGAAGAAGAAAAAAAUGCCGCGGCUAAAGAGGCGGUGCGGUGCCAUUUUGGUGAUUUGGGGGCAAUGUUUGCCGCCUACGCAGAGCUCCUUGUGGCGGCUGCACGUCGUCAUGCAUACAUGGCGGAAUUAGUUGGAAAGGUGGUUGAUCCCUUUCCCCCAUAUGUAUGGGAGAGUCGUGUCAAUUUUAUGCGGAUGGUGGAUUCCAUCGUGCAGGAGGCAGGCAUCUCCGAUGGGCAUGAUGCCCUGUGGGAUGGUGAAGAUGUAGUGUUAGCGCAGCGUUUUGUUGGGCAGAGCCAAACCAAGCCCUCUCUUGUGGACCUCACAGCAUGUCUCUUGGCGUUUAAGAGUGAAAUCCUUGGAAAGAAAAGUAGCUUGCAGGAAAUUGCACGGAUUUUUCUGCCGAGGUGUGGGGGCCCGUCACUAACUCUGUGGGAUUUAAAGCAGCUACGGCUGCCAAAGGAGAGCUAA